GUUGAACCCUUUCCUGUUGCCAUGGUGAAAUGUGUCCGACAGAGAAAUGUCCCCAUCAAAUCGGAAGUUAGUUGAAGUUUUGCUGCUCGUUAACUCUUAAACUUUGUAUGUAGCGUUAUAUAAAUAAUGUUAAAUGAAUAGUAGCUCAAACUAGCCCGUCAACAUGAGCGUUAACGUAGUUUUGGUGUUUUUACUGGCUGCUGCGGCAGCAGAUGAGCUGCUGAGUAUACCAGGAGGAAAGAUGUUAAUGGGAACCAGUGCAGCUGAUGGGAGAGAUGGAGAAGCUCCCACUAAGGAGGUUGAACUGCAGCCCUUUGAAAUAGACACAUACCCUGUCACUAAUGCUGACUUCAGAGACUUUGUGAGAGCUGAGAAGUACAAAACUGAAGCGGAGACGUUUGGUUGGAGUUUUGUGUUUCAAGACUUUGUGUCGGAAGAGCUGAAGAGCAAAGUCACACAGAGGAUUGAGUCGGCUCCUUGGUGGUUGCCUAUAGAGCGGGCGUUUUGGAGACAGCCUGCAGGACCUGGUUCAGGCAUUCGGGAGCGUCUGAGCUUCCCGGUGGUUCAGGUGAGCUGGAAUGACGCUCGGGCCUUCUGCCAGUGGAAGGACAAGAGACUGCCCACUGAGGAGGAGUGGGAGUGGGCUGCACGUGGAGGGCUGCAAGGUCGGACUUAUCCGUGGGGAAACAAGUUCCAGGCCAACAGAACCAACCUGUGGCAGGGAUCGUUUCCAGAUGGAGACACUGCGGAGGAUGGAUACCAUGGCGUCUCUCCUGUCACAGCAUUUCCUCCUCAGAACAGUUAUGGACUGUACGACAUGAUGGGAAACACAUGGGAAUGGACAUCCACACCCUUCCCAGCAGCACAACCCACGAAAGUGCUGCGUGGCGGCUCCUGGAUCGACACUGCGGACGGUUCAGCCAAUCAUAAGGCACGAAUCACGACCAGGAUGGGCAACACUCCUGACUCUGCCUCCGAUAACCUGGGAUUCAGGUGUGCUGUCAGCGACGGACAGAAACAAGGGAAGAAAAAGGGCAAAACUGAACUGUAGCAAACAAACAGGAAGUCAAAAAGUGAAAGACUAGAAUGUUCUUAGAAACAAGAACAAGAACAAGACAAAAAGCAAGGGACUAAGUAAGUACCGGUGGCUAACAAUGAAUAUUAAGAAAUGAUGGUGACAGGAAGAAACUCUAUUUCUCCCGUGGAGAACUUAGAAUUUUUUUUAAAUUAAUUUGAAGAAUAAACACAAACAUUCCAUAAAUAAA
This is a messenger RNA of Sebastes umbrosus (honeycomb rockfish), 1265 nucleotides long. It is a transcript of the gene sumf2, whose product is annotated as sulfatase modifying factor 2. The coding region runs from base 164 to 1051 and encodes 295 amino acids. The transcript has 9 exons. The record is from RefSeq and is a predicted model, not a curated record. Gene Ontology annotation, cellular component: endoplasmic reticulum. NCBI's taxonomy places the organism in Eukaryota, Metazoa, Chordata, Actinopteri, Perciformes, Sebastidae.